This is a messenger RNA of Ictalurus furcatus (blue catfish), 2698 nucleotides long. Its product is annotated as glutamate receptor ionotropic, kainate 4-like. Gene Ontology annotation, cellular component: plasma membrane; presynaptic membrane; kainate selective glutamate receptor complex. Gene Ontology annotation, biological process: monoatomic ion transport; modulation of chemical synaptic transmission; synaptic transmission, glutamatergic. The coding region runs from base 1 to 1737 and encodes 578 amino acids. Gene Ontology annotation, molecular function: transmitter-gated monoatomic ion channel activity involved in regulation of postsynaptic membrane potential; kainate selective glutamate receptor activity. The record is from RefSeq and is a predicted model, not a curated record. NCBI's taxonomy places the organism in Eukaryota, Metazoa, Chordata, Actinopteri, Siluriformes, Ictaluridae. The transcript has 11 exons.
AUGGCAUAUUUGCACUUGAGCCACAAGGAGAUGCCCAUGAUUGAAGAUUCAACAGGCACAGAGGAGAAUCCUUACGUGAUGCUGAAAGCCAACUACCAGGAGCUGGAGGGGAAUGAGCGCUAUGAGGGUUUUUGCGUGGACAUGCUGAAGGAGCUGGCCGACAUCCUGAAGUUCAACUACCGCAUUAAGCUGGUGAGCGAUGGAGUGUACGGUGUCCCGGGUGCCAAUGGAACCUGGACGGGAAUGGUGGGCGAGCUCAUCGCCCGGAAGGCUGAUCUAGCCGUGGCCGGCCUGACCAUCACAGCCGAGAGAGAGAAGGUCAUUGAUUUCUCCAAGCCCUUCAUGACACUGGGGAUUAGUGUCAUGUACCGAGUACAUUUGGGAAGAAGACCAGGGUAUUUUUCCUUCCUGGAUCCCUUCUCUCCAGGGGUCUGGCUCUUCAUGUUGCUGGCAUAUCUAGCAGUUAGCUGUGUGCUCUUUCUGGUAGCCAGGUUGACCCCCUACGAAUGGUACAAUCCACACCCCUGUCUGAAGGGACGCUGUAGUCUCCUCAUUAAUCAGUACUCUCUGGGGAACAGUUUCUGGUUCCCAGUAGGGGGGUUCAUGCAACAAGGUUCCACCAUUGCUCCACGAGCUCUCUCUACACGUUGUGUCAGUGGAGUAUGGUGGGCCUUCACCCUUAUCAUCAUCUCUUCCUACACGGCUAACCUGGCUGCCUUCCUCACUGUCCAGAGGAUGGACGUUCCCAUCGAGUCUGUGGAUGAUCUGGCAGAUCAGACAGCCAUAGAGUACGGCACCAUGCACGGUGGCUCCACCAUGACCUUCUUCCAGAACUCGCGUUACCAGACGUACCAGCGCAUGUGGAACUUCAUGCACUCCAAGCAGCCCAGUGUAUUUGUGAAGAGCACAGAGGAGGGUAUCGCCCGUGUACUGAACUCCAAUUAUGCGUACCUACUAGAGAGCACCAUGAAUGAGUACUAUAGGCAACGCAACUGCAAUCUCACACAGAUUGGAGGUCUGCUGGACACCAAGGGCUAUGGCAUUGGAAUGUCUCUGGGCUCUGUGUACCGGGAUGAGUUUGACCUGGCCAUCCUCAGACUGCAGGAAGAGAACCGGUUGGAGAUCCUAAAAAGGAAAUGGUGGGAAGGUGGAAAGUGUCCAAAGGAGGAGGACCAUAGAGCCAAAGGACUUGGCAUGGAGAAUAUCGGUGGGAUCUUUGUAGUCCUGGUCUGUGGCCUGUUAAUUGCUAUCUUCAUGGCGGUACUGGAGUUUGUAUGGAUGCUGCGUCAUACUCCAGGAACAGAGAACAAGUGUGAGAAGGAUGCACAUUCUGACCAGCUCGCUAAGUUGUCAGUGUGUGAGGAGAUGCUGCGGGAGUUGCAAGGCAUCGUGCUGUGUCAGGACAGCCUGCAGCUGCGACGGAGACGUAGCGGUGGCACCAGUGCUCUGCGCCCGCAUCCUCUACCCACAGAGGACAGACGUGCUCGGCCCACAGGGACCAGCCUCAGCAAUGGCAGGUUGUGCACAGGCACGGGACUGUCAGAGCCACUCUCCCACAAACUGGCACAGGAGGCGGCCAUUGUGGCACGUGGUUGCAGCCACAUCCGCAUCUGCCCCGAGUGCAGACGCUUCCAGGGGCUGCGGGUGCACCCACCAGGGACCCCACGGGCAUCACCCACCCACAGUGAUGAUAGCUUCGAGUGGGACAAGACCACCAACAGCAGUGAACCUGAAUAACAAACACUGGCUUUUCACUAAACUGAGUCUGUAAAAGAGUAGGGAUUGAGGAACAGAUAAACUCGAUUUGAAGAUAUGUUUAUAUUUCCGAAAGCUGGAAUGGGGUCUAAUCUCUGUAUACACUGCCCUCUCCAUCAUCUGCCCUGAAUAGCAUUUUGCAGCAAACAGAAGGGGGGCUUUGUACUAUGCAGCAUUUUUUUUUUUUUUUGUCUUACUGUGCUGUUGAUUUUACUUUAAAUUAUUCCUUUUUGGUUGUGAGAUCACAGUUGUACUAUUACUAGAUGAUUGCAAUUGCUAUUUUCUUGUUCUCACAAUGAUCAUGAUUACACCUUUUAUUUUCCUCAACCAGCGGAGAGGCAUUCUUUACUGAUGACAGCCACAGGGAACUAGUUGUGAAGACUUUACACUUCAUCGCAGUUUGGAAGCAUUUUUUUAAGUGCUGAAUAAACCUGGUAUUGAUUUUUUUUUUUGUCCCGCUACAUGGUCUUGAGGAUAUGACUGCGAAGAGAACUGAACACACAACCAUGAUGAUAUCUUUUUAACUAUAGUGAUAUUCUAUUUAAAAAAAAAAGAUAGAGCUUUGAUAUGGACGUGUGAAGGUUUUGUUGAGAGUUCCAGAGAGAAAUUUUCUGUUAUUUUGUUCCAUUUCUGUUAUUUUGUGCGGCAAUUUUAAAACCCUUAUCAGCAAUGUUUGUAAAGGCUUUAGGUUGUAUUGGAAGAGGUUUUGGUCGUGUUGAUCGUUUCUGGUUGUUCAAGCAUGAGACUGUAGAAUUAUAUGAUUCUGUCUGACGUAAGACUGGUUCUGGGAAUAUUUGCCUUACAAGUGUAGUUUAAGGGUUUAAAAGUGUUCAGUAAAAAUCAUUCCCAUGUUCAUAUUUCUCUGGUCUAAAACUGAGAACAGUGAGUUCUCAUCAUGUCCACAGCACAGUUUCAACCUAAACUCCUAAUUCACACAAGCGAA